CCAACUGAGCUAAUAGGCCACGUGCAAUCGUGUUCUCUUUUCCUAUGUCAGCAUCUUACGAGUAUUUUUUGGUCAUUUAAAGGUUCUAAUUCCCAAUUUGAGAAGUAGAACGCGGUUUCAGUCAUGAAGGAAGAUUACGAGAUCGAAGAGAAAAAGCAAGCUGCUGCUGAUGUACUGUUUCAGUACUCGAAAUUUGUAAUGGCAUGCAUUGGAAAUCAAGUUCGACCCUGUGACUUGAGGUUGCAUCUAAUGAAGGAGAUUUCGGGAUUGCCAACUUCACUGAAAAAGGAAUCCCAGACAGUAGCGUCUCCUGAUGCAAUGGGUGAAUCAUCAAGCUCCGGUACAGCUAGACUUGAUAAAGCAGACAGUUUCCGGGCACUAUAGUUUGUAUCAUUGGCAGAAAGAAAAAAUGAGGCAUUAAAUAGUAUUUCUAUAUAAGUAAAAAUAGUGUAUUGUUUACAAUUUUUUUUUUUUUUUUUUUUUGGGCUUUGCCUUUAUAGUGUAUUGGAUGUAUUGGCUUGACUAAGGUAGCAAGGUCCUUGUUUCUUUUUACACUUUCUUUAAAUGUGUGUCAAUUGUCGUCAUUUAUUUAUUUAGAUAUGAAGGAAAGUCACCACUUUUUCUUUUA
Messenger RNA from Ziziphus jujuba (common jujube), 628 nucleotides. RefSeq lists its product as uncharacterized. The record is from RefSeq and is a predicted model, not a curated record. The coding region runs from base 124 to 384 and encodes 86 amino acids. The transcript is spliced from 3 exons. Lineage: Eukaryota; Viridiplantae; Streptophyta; Magnoliopsida; Rosales; Rhamnaceae.